UCUUGUGAAAAUUGGUUCCCCGCCGCAUGGUUGGGUUUCGCGCUACGCUAGGCGUAUAAUGUCACGGCGCGUUGUCGUCGUGUUAUCGCGAGUCUCGAACGCGUACUUCAGCGAUUCUCAAACGUUCGAACUGUACAGUAACACCUGAAGUGAAUAAAGACUGCUAAGCGGCGGUCUUUGUUGUGUCUUGACAAGUAGCCGUUCGCCUGGGCCAACGCAGCUGGCUGGGCUGUCCCAACUUUACGUCACCAUGUCAACCACGUCGAUAUUGAAGAAACGUGGUCCUUCGACAUCGACAGGCGUCGCCGAGAACCGCGUGGGAUUCAAGCUGCCAACCGCCGACGACAUCGAUGUGCAGAUGGCUUUUACGGAAGCCAACAAGUCUAACGUCAUGGCGAGCAACUACAGGCAGCUGAUCAAUGUCCUCAAGUCGACCGACGUCGACGAUGAAGCGUUGGUGAGGUUGCUGAAGCGCAUCAAGAAUUCUGCACCUCUGAUUGAGAGGCACAACGAUGAAGUUCUGGAUUGUGUCCUGAAAAUCAACCUGCUCAAAAGGAACGUUGGUGUCAUCGAGGCAUUUUCGCAGCUGGCCUGCGACAUGGUCUUCAUCCAUCCUGCGUUCCUCAGGGGCAUUGUCGUAUCUCUCCUGAACACCUUCAUGUCACCAGAAGCCACAUCAAAGGACACACCAGAGCGUGACGAAAAAUUGGAGAGGCUUCACGCACUGUUCCGGCUUCUCUUCAAGCUCGUGCCUACAGCUCCCACGCGAUUCGUCGAGAUCCUCGCUGAGGUGUUUCCCUACAUGAAAAGGGACGGUGUUCAGCAAGCCUCGCUUGUGGGACACCUUCUGCGCGUGGCAUCGUACAUCCCGGACCACAGGUUGGAGCUGCUGCAGCUGCUGACGCACAAAGCACUGCAGAUUGAUCUGCACUGCCCCAAAGAUGAAAUCAACGAGGCUGAGCUUGAAGACGACGAUGACGCCAUGGAAGGAGAUGACAUCUUUGAAAUGGAAAAAGCCAACGGAGCAGACUCGGAACGAAUGCAACAUCCCCUCGCUGACACGCUUGACCAGGUUCUAAACCAGUUCUACCUGCAUUUCCAACAACACUGCAACGUCAAAGACGGCAGCGACAUGACCAAGCUGGACUGGGAGAAGACGAAAGUGCUCUUCAAGGACUUCCUGACCAUAUUCGACAAGAUAGUCCUGCCGACGCACAAGUGCUGCCACGUGCAGUUCCUCCUCUUCUACCUGUGCAGCUUCCGACCCGCUGCCUUGGCCGUUGCCUUCCUGGACUACCUCUGGAAGAAAGUCCAGAACCCGGCCACGUCGUGCAUUGUGCGGCAGGCAUCGGCAUUCUACAUCGGGAGCUUUCUGGCUCGAGCGAAAUAUGUGCCUCUCAGCACGGUGUGCGACUCCCUGUCCCUGAUGUGCCAAUGGGCGCAUGGCUAUAUGGCGUCAUUGAACGAUGGCGGCUUCUGUCAGCCCCAGCACGAUGUCCAGCGGCACGGGACCUUCUACGCCGUCUGCCAAACUGUCUUCUACGUGUUCGCCUUUCACCACAAGGGCAUCGCAGACGGCGCGAAAGGCCUGCAGUACCUGCGCGAACUAAACCUGGAGGCACUGGUGAUGUGUCCACUGAACCCCCUGAAGGCGUGCCUGCCCGCCGUAGUCAAGCAAUUUGCCUCGAUAGCACGCCACUACCAGCUUGUCUACUGCUACAGUGUCAUCGAGCGCAACCAGCGGCUAGCCUUGCCCACGGCCGGUGGGGACACGCCCUACGGGGACGUGGUCCUCGACGCGUUCUUCCCCUUCGACCCCUACGUGCUGAAGCGCACCGGCAAAUGGAUUGAUCCGCUGUACAGGAAGUUCGAGAAGUCCGACGACGACGAAGAUGCGGACUUGGACGAUGAACCCGAGGACGACGAAGACGAGUUGAUGUGCAAGUCGCCGAAGUCGCCGAACUACGUCGCCGAGAUGUUCAGUUACGGCGCGUCGCCGGGCUUCAAGCGCAGCCUAUCUUUCAACCAUCACCGAUAGUAAAGAAGCCUAGUAGUAUAAUUACGUAAAGCCAGUAAAACCAGGGAUUUAUGUUUAUCGCUACUGGUGCGAAGCAGAGGGGCUAGAAUUUAGUCUUUUUAUCUUUUGCUUUGCUGCUUUUGACGUCGUCACGACACUGCCACUCGCGGACAAAAGAUCGGAGACGCAAUUGACAUCAAAAUGCAGCGGUGGCAAUAUGCGAAGGCGACGACUCUCAUUUCGCUUCGUCACCUUCUGCGACGUGAACUAAGCAUCAUCUUCCUGUGUCACUCUGAAGUGCUGUCAGUUAAGUUAUUCAACAAUAUCUAGGAAAUAAAAUGUAAAUAUUAAGAACUGUUGAGCCACUAACAGAAACCAGGUAGGGUCAAAAGUUUACAGAAUGUGGUAUCUGUGAAAAAGUGGAAUAUUAUAUGUUUCUUUUAUUUGUGCUUAUACUUUCUGAAACUAGAUUUCAUGUGUAAAUGUGUUUAGUGUUUAUGAGACCAGCAUAUUAUUAGAUAGUAUUUAACGGCUGCAAGCCAGAAGGCCUAGGUUCACAUUAAACUUUUUUUCCGAGCCCACAUUUUAUGGUAAACUUUAACCCAAGCCUGUAUACUGCAUUCUUUAAAAGUGAAAUGAGGACAUUGUGUGACCUGAAAGAUAUUGUACAGUAAAUGUGCACAUGACAUUACUCGGUGUGUAAUUAUUUGCUGAUCAUGCUUUUGUAAGUUUGGAAUCUUGCUGCGAAAUAAAAAAGGCUCAACAAACAUAUCUG
Messenger RNA from Rhipicephalus sanguineus (brown dog tick), 2792 nucleotides. RefSeq names its product RNA polymerase I-specific transcription initiation factor RRN3 (gene Tif-IA). NCBI's taxonomy places the organism in Eukaryota, Metazoa, Arthropoda, Arachnida, Ixodida, Ixodidae. The record is from RefSeq and is a predicted model, not a curated record. The coding region runs from base 251 to 2038 and encodes 595 amino acids. Gene Ontology annotation, molecular function: RNA polymerase I general transcription initiation factor activity; RNA polymerase I core binding. Gene Ontology annotation, biological process: transcription initiation at RNA polymerase I promoter. The transcript has 13 exons. Gene Ontology annotation, cellular component: nucleus.